AUGGAGGGCCAGAAGAAAAUGAUGGUUGUUUUUGGGUUAGUUGCGGCUGUGUUUCUGCACAGUGUGGCAGCGCAGACGGUGCAUGUGGUGGGAGGUAGCAUAGUUUUCAACUUCGCGACAAACACACACGACGUAGUGGAAGUACCCAAAGCAUCUUUCGACUCAUGCAGCCCCGCCAACCCAAUCGACAGCACCAUCACCACCGGCCCGACCAACAUCACUCUCACCGCCGCCGGCGACCACUACUACAUCUGUACUUUCGGACACCACUUCCAGUCCGGCCAGAAGCUGGCCAUCACGGUCUCAACAUCCGCCACGUCACCCGGAGCCUCCCCUUCUGCAUCCACUCUCGUGUCGCCAGAGCCACCCACUGCCACUACUACUCCUACCACGUGUUCACCCACAUCUGACGCUCCUUACACUACUAGAAAAAGGGCCUAA
Messenger RNA from Rosa chinensis, 441 nucleotides. RefSeq names its product umecyanin-like. The coding region runs from base 1 to 441 and encodes 146 amino acids. The record is from RefSeq and is a predicted model, not a curated record. Lineage: Eukaryota; Viridiplantae; Streptophyta; Magnoliopsida; Rosales; Rosaceae. The transcript has 2 exons. Gene Ontology annotation, cellular component: plasma membrane. Gene Ontology annotation, molecular function: electron transfer activity.